GUUGAUCAAAGUAGUCUCGGCCAUUUCGGUUUGUGUUUUCACUGCUAAAUUGGUAAAAUGUCUCAGCCUGUUGCUGCUAAGGCUCGUGUUAUUAAGAUCCUGGGCCGGAUAGGAGCUUGUGGCAUCCAUACCGAGGUCCAGGUGCAGCCGCUCGACUUUCCCAAGAUGCAUUUUCGUCGGAGUGUCAAGGGACGCGUUCGCAUUGGGGAUAUCAUCGAUUUCGUGGACACCGAAUUAGCAGGACAGCCGUCGUGCAGGAGCCACAGUAAUUUUGGUGAAGUGGAAUCCGCACUGAAAAUGCACUUUCAGGACACCAAAGGCAGUAAAACUGAAAAGUAACGCAGAUUAAAUUAAACUCUUUGAAAACAAGCGAUAAAAUUUGGUCAGGAAU
Drosophila serrata is the source of this 391-nucleotide messenger RNA. It is a transcript of the gene RpS28-like, whose product is annotated as Ribosomal protein S28-like. The record is from RefSeq and is a predicted model, not a curated record. Gene Ontology annotation, cellular component: ribosome. Gene Ontology annotation, molecular function: structural constituent of ribosome. NCBI's taxonomy places the organism in Eukaryota, Metazoa, Arthropoda, Insecta, Diptera, Drosophilidae. Gene Ontology annotation, biological process: translation.